Pyrus x bretschneideri (Chinese white pear) is the source of this 1512-nucleotide messenger RNA. Its product is annotated as short-chain dehydrogenase reductase ATA1-like. The record is from RefSeq and is a predicted model, not a curated record. NCBI's taxonomy places the organism in Eukaryota, Viridiplantae, Streptophyta, Magnoliopsida, Rosales, Rosaceae.
UGAAUUUUAGUCCUCUAUUUUCCAACUCGUGUCAGUAUGCCCUAACUGUCACACUUUCUAUAAAUUUUAUCACAUCCUAUGCUCGCGACCGACUUUUAAAGUUCUACGUGUACGCAAAAUACUACAUUCACAAAGUUAAUACUAGAAUUGUAAUAAUCAAACUUAACAAACAUUGUCAAAUUUAAAAGCUUGUACAGUAAAUAAGUGGACAAAAAUACCCCUUAAUUGAUAGAACUACCGAUGGAAGGAACAUUGGCGUGACUUAGAAGUUUAGGGAGGCUCAUAACCAAAGUGAAAGUUCAACGGAAAAGUGAAACGGUUGUCCCAAAACGAAGAAGGAAAAAAAAAAAAAAAAAAUAGGCCACCAGACUCUUAUGGGUUGGAAGUAGUUGUAAGGAAUGAAAACUGUGCAUGGAUUGAAUAAUCAAAACAUGUAGAGAGCCCUGUUCAACUUGUUUAGGUUUUACCCCAAUCUUAACUUGCAUUAUAUACCAAAUAUGGAGCAAUCUCUUCCAAUGCACGAUGAGGACGAAGCGCGGAGGCCGCCUUCAAAGAGGUUAGUUGCAACUUUUGGCGAAACUCCAAGCGAUUCUAUGUUUAUUCGUACAUAUGCGGUUUUUAUCUGCUUUAGUUUUGUUAGGUUGGCGAACAAAGUUGCAGUCAUAACUGGGGGUGCAAGAGGGAUUGGAGCUGCGUCAGCCAAGCUAUUCGCUCGAAACGGAGCCCAUGUCAUCGUUGCUGAUAUACUCGACGACAUAGGAGCUACACUGGCUGAUUCUAUCGCAGGCCGCUACAUUCACUGCGAUGUGUCAAAGGAAGCUGAUGUUGAAUCAGCUGUUGAGCUUGCACUUAAAUGGAAAGUACGAAUUGACGUCAUGUUCAACAAUGCCGGGGUUCCUGGUCCCUCGGGGAGUAUAUCCAGCCUUGACAUGGAGCAGGUCAAGAACCUCCUCUCGAUAAAUGUUCUUGGCGUUGUGCACGGAAUCAAGUAUGCUGCAGCGGCCAUGGUCAAAGGUCGAAGAGGAGGGAGCAUCAUUUGCACAUCAAGCUCAGCCGGUAUCAUGGGAGGCCUUGGAGGACAUGCCUACACAUUGUCGAAGGAGGCCCUCAACGGAUUGGCAAAAAGUGCCGCGUGUGAGUUGGGAGUGCAUGGCAUUCGCGUGAACAACAUUUCUCCUCACGGGGUUCCUUCGGAGAUGCUCGUCGAUGCCUACAGAAGGCAUCUCGGGAAAAUGGACAUGACGGCAGAAGAUGUAAGCAGAACUGUGGGAGAGAGGGGGAGCUUGUUGCGAGGGAGGUGCGCAACCGUGGAAGAUGUGGCGGAAGCUGCAUUGUUCGUGGCCAGCGAAGACGCCGGGUUUAUAACGGGACAUAAUCUUGUUCUUGAUGGGGGUUAUACUUCUGCUUGCAGUACCAUGAGCUUCAUCUACCAGAAUAGUAACAAGGAUACUGUGUAAUUCGUUGCUCUCAUAAAGUUCAACGACGGAUGAUAAGAUUAUAAGUCAAAUUCUA